AUGACGACCGCCGAGAAGACGAAGCACCAGCAACAAGACGACUAUUCGGAUUACGACUCAGAUGAAUACUCCAUCUCCGGAGACGAAGACGAUUAUGCCCCUAGACAAACCGGGCAGCAGCAGCAGCAGCAGCAGCAGAAUAAGCGGCGCCAGCGACGACAAAGACGCCCAGCCGAUGAGAAGAGUGACUAUGGGUCAGAUGAAUAUUCUACAGACGAGUACGAUGAUGACGAUGAAGAUGCUGACGACGUGCGGAGUAACACCAUGCAGCCAUAUAAGCGGGGUAUGCAAUCGUUAACCAACCAGGAUAUCAGCAGCCAGGACGUACAAAACUGGGCCAUGAAUACCGAUGAUCAGAAAACGGACAGUGGCGAGGAUGACGGUCUCCGAUUGACGCUGGAAUUGAACCUCGAGGUCGAGGUGGAGCUCAAAGCACACAUUCGUGGUGACUUGACCCUAUCCUUACUAUUGAACGAAGUCGGUCCCAAUCCUGAGCAUUCCUCGUCGUUGGCCUUUGAAGGGGCCCUUUCCCAAGCUCCACCCCCUCAGCACAUGUGGAUAACAAGCAUCCGACGGCUAGUUAAGGCCUAUUUCGAAGCCGAGGUCAAAGCUUUAGCUUGGAAGGGUGGAUUUGCAGGCGACAAAAAGACCCCAUCAACCCUCCUUGCGACUACUCCGGAGUAA
Molecule: messenger RNA, 684 nt
Organism: Aspergillus tanneri
Lineage: Eukaryota; Fungi; Ascomycota; Eurotiomycetes; Eurotiales; Aspergillaceae
Exons: 2
Coding region: 1-684 (227 amino acids)
Source: RefSeq, a predicted model, not a curated record